CAGCUCGCCACUUUGAUUGGGUUCGGCGGCUCGGAGAGGUUCUUCUCGAAGUCGUGCAUGCCGAACAUGACGUCCAGCUCCUGCAAAAGGGAAGGCCGCGUCACUCCCACCACUCGGCGCGCGUCGCUACGCAGCAGACGGCGCACCGCGAGAAGACGCAGAAGGCUACCGCUACAUUGCCCUGAAAGUCUGAAGAGAACAUAUACAAUGGAAGUUUUAACAUCUUAUCCACAUCACCAACUUGGUGCCAACUUAAAUGCGGAUAUGGCCUCCCAAAAUCUGUAUGGAGGAGAAUCCUCUCAGGCUUGUGGAAAUGAGGUCUCUCUGAAGCAUUCUACUGCAUACUCUCGUAAUGAUGGUUUGGUUCUGGAACACGGUGGAGCCAGUGACGGAGGUAUCAAAGUUGAGAAAGAUAGUGAUACUGCUGAGGGAUCUCAUCCAGCCAAUACAAGCAGAAGCACAAAGAAACUUAAGGAACAAGCACAGAUUGAUUACCUACUUAGUAGCAUUCCUGUAAUAGAACAGUUUUUCAAGGUGCAUGGAAAGAUUGGGGAAGGCACAUUCAGUUCUGUGUUUGCAGCAAGUUUAAAGGAUGUUCCUCAAAAUAGUUCACUGUUUGGUCGUCAAUAUGCUAUCAAACAUUUAAUCCCAACAACUCAUCCCACAAGAGCUGAACGGGAACUUAAAUGCUUACAAGAUAUUGGUGGGACUGACAAUGUUGUUGGAGUACAUUUUUGUAUGCGAUUUAAUGAUAGUAUAGCAUUUAUAAUGCCGUAUUUGCCACAUAAAAGAUUUCAUGAAUAUGUUAUGGACAUGGGUGUUGCAGAAACUAGGAACUACAUGAAACAACUCUUGCUUGCUUUGCGUCGGGUUCAUUCAUUCAAUAUCAUUCACCGAGAUGUCAAACCCAGCAACUUCCUGUAUGAUAGGGAAAACAAGCAAUUUCUCCUUGUAGACUUUGGUCUGUCUCAGCCUGUUGAAGAGACUUCUAAAAUCUCCUCCAGCCCUCGACCCGUUGAAGAGACACGUAAAAGAAAGCGAGAGAAAGAACCUCUUGAUAUCUCAAAAGAUGGCUUGUAUGGAGUGCAUGAAAACCCAGCCAAAAGACCUGCAUUAGCUCUAAACAAUUCUACAAAUAUCAUUAAGACUCCUGAGAAAAACCGCAGAGAUGUAGUUGCUACGAAGUCUGUCCCACAAUUUGUUUCCAGCAGGGCUAAAAGGCUUCAAAAUAUUACAAACUGUUCAACCGCCCAGAGAACAUCAACUGUUGGGAUGAGCACAAUUAACACAAAGUCUCCUGCUAAAGAUAUUCGUGAUCCACCCCAAGGAAGAAAGACUCCUCGGAAAAAUAAAAAAAAUGAUGAAAAUAUUUCUCCCUUAAAAUAUGCAGAAAUGGAGCUGAAAAGAGAUAUACCUCCAUUCAGUACCACUAAUACGUUUCAAGCUGAACUUGAAAAAAUGCAAGCAAAUGAACGGCAAGCAUUGGAUUUACGGAAAAACAAGGUUAAAUCAGACUCAAGGCCGUCUAGCUCCAUCUUUAAGUCUGGUCAAAAGAGCUCUCUCCAGAGGAAAAUUACUUUUGAUGAUGUACCAGACGAUAAAAGGUCUGCCACUUUAUCAUCGCGUAUGCCUUUGAUGCACCCCUCAAACCAUACAGCAAGAUGUUCACCAAGCUCAGUGCCUGUUGGUGGACUUUCCCGUCUUCCUGAUCCUCUUACUCUGUCACCUGUGGACCAGAAUGGUAUGGGCAAAGAAUUUCGUACUCUGGCUCCAGGGAAUGUCAAAGAUGAUGUUCCUGGGUCUAGUAUUGUAAGGGUUCAGAACUCUCAGGUAAAAUCGCAACAAAUGAGUCCAGUCACACCGAGUGAGACUCGAACUCUCAAAGCACCUCAAGCACAUCAUGGUGAUAAAAAAAGCGACAAAGAUCAUAAAGUAAUUUUUGCAAAACCUCAAGUUCCUUGUGCUACUGGAUCUCUUUAUCGCCCAAGUACCCCAUCAUCUCCACUUUGCAAUUGUGUGGGUCGGCUUCAAGUGUGCUCAAAAUGUUUAUCUAAAAAGCCUCACAAUGCUCCUCGGGCUGGUACUCCUGGGUUCAGACCCCCAGAAGUUUUACUUCGCAGCCAACUUCAAACUACAGCUGUUGACAUGUGGGCUGUAGGAGUCAUAUUGUUGUGCAUUCUGAGUGGAUGCUAUCCCUUUUUCCGGUCUCCAGAUGACUUGACAGCAUUAGCUGAAAUCAUGACCAUUUUUGGAACUGAAAAAAUAAAGGAAACUGCCAAGCGAUUAGCACGAAUGGUUGUAUGCAGCCAGCCUACUCAACCUCUUGACCUGAAAAAACUGUGCACUCGUAUGAGGCAAAGAAGAAAAGAGAAAAGCAGUCCUGUAUCAUCUGCCAGUUCCACCUCAGUAGAAAAGUGUCAAAACUGCUGUCAGCCCCUUGGAAACCCUGACAGUUGUGUUUGUUUAAAAGAAGAGUCAAAUGCUCUACUGAUCAACUCCAAGGAUGUCAAUAAUAAGGAAACAUCUGAUGACAUCUUUCCUGAUUCAGCUUAUCAUCUUUUAGCACGUCUUUUGGAUCUAGAUGCAAAUACUCGCAUUACUGCAGCACAAGCCCUAGAACAUCCAUUUGUAACAGGAUUCUUGGGUGAGGCCAAUCUUAUGGAAUCAAACAUUAUCUGAGCUGUAUUUUCUAACUUGUGGUUGUGCACUACUGUAGCAUAUCAUUUUGAAAAUAUGAAAUAUUGAAUUUCUUUUAGUGCAUGUUAAGUCUAUUUUAGACUUUUUCUAUCUAAAUGUUCAGGACCUCUAACAGGGUGGCUGGUAACUUUUGCGGAGAAGGUGCAAAGACUGAAGCUGCACUUGUAGAAAUAAAUUUGCUGGGGUAGUUUGUUGAUCUCUUAUUGUGAUACUUUUAAGUCAGUGGUUAAUUGGAAUUUAUUGUAUUAAAUUUAAGGUACAAGGUACUUAAGUAUCUAUUGUCCAAAUCAUAUUUACUUCUGUUUGAACUGAAGUUUUUAGCUCAUAUGUUUUCUUCAUUGUGCUCUAAGAGCAUUUUACUUGACAUUGUUUGUCUUUUAAAUAUCCUCACAUAUUUAAGUAUUUGAAUUAAAAGAAAAUCAAAUAUAAAAGGAAAAAUAAAUAAAUAAAACCAAAAACAUGUACUUAGUAGACACAAAGGUCAAGAUAAUUUAUCUCCGUGUCCAUUGUGUUUUUCAAAAAGUAAUGAACAAGAUAUCCUGAUUCAUUUAGUGAAUGUCAAGUAGGUAUUGUGUAGAAUUUUAUGUGAUAAGUAAGUGUACUUAGUACUAAUAUCAUUUGCUGUUCCCCUUUACAUUUUAUUUAAGUGAUUUUAAUUGUAUUUUACUGUACUUUUUGUUCUUGAUGUGUAACUGCUAUGUAGAUGUCAAAUGAAAAAUAAAUAAAGAUGAAUGUAA
This is a messenger RNA of Frankliniella occidentalis (western flower thrips), 3434 nucleotides long. RefSeq names its product cell division cycle 7-related protein kinase-like. The record is from RefSeq and is a predicted model, not a curated record. NCBI's taxonomy places the organism in Eukaryota, Metazoa, Arthropoda, Insecta, Thysanoptera, Thripidae. Gene Ontology annotation, biological process: mitotic DNA damage checkpoint signaling; protein phosphorylation. Gene Ontology annotation, molecular function: protein serine/threonine kinase activity; ATP binding. The transcript has 11 exons. The coding region runs from base 58 to 2679 and encodes 873 amino acids. Gene Ontology annotation, cellular component: nucleus.